AUGCAGAAGUGUAAUGAUGACAAUAUUCCUUUAGCUGACGAUGAUCCCCAAGUGAUCAUUAAUGACGAAAUAGAAAACAAUCACUUGGAUCACGGUCGUUCAAUGGACUCAUUGCCGAGUUCCUACACUGGUGGUUCCUCAAGCCCUGGCCUCAAUGGGCCGCCAAGUUUUGAGCCAGAUUCUGGGAUUGACGAACAAGAAGAGAAAGCAAGACUCAUAUCACAAGUCUUGGAAUUGCAGAACACUUUGGAUGAUCUGUCACAAAGAGUGGAUUCAGUAAAGGAGGAGAACUUGAAGCUGCGUUCAGAAAACCAAGUAUUAGGGCAAUAUAUAGAAAACUUAAUGUCAGCAUCGUCAGUUUUUCAAUCAACCACACCAAAUUUACACAAAAAAUAA
Messenger RNA from Arctia plantaginis, 396 nucleotides. Lineage: Eukaryota; Metazoa; Arthropoda; Insecta; Lepidoptera; Erebidae. The record is from the annotation of a GenBank genome assembly.